GCACUCCACUGCCUUUUCGGCUUAUAAUCUUUACCUUUCAAAAACUUAUCAAGAUUACCACAAUUACUACACUUCUUUUUAUUGUACAGCCAUAGCUUUUGUUAGCCAUUUGUUUUGUCCCUUUCACAAUUUUCACUAUACUUUAACUUUUGCAAUGUUUUCCUUGGACUUACGCACUUCUUUUACUUCACUUACCUUCUUUUUUACAAUGUACAAUCCUCAAUUUUUUGCAAAAAUGGCUCUACAUUCUUUAAUCACUUGCUUCAGCAUCGCUGAAUCGCCUAUCUUCCUUUUACAUUCAAUACACUUCAUUGCCAAUUUCAAACAUUGUCCUCUUUAUUUUUUUAUUUCAUUAAGAGUUUACAUAAUAGUAAAUUUUUCCUCCUCUCUUUUCCCAUGUGUUAGCCUUUGGCAUAUUCAAACAGUCAAACAAUAUACAAUUUUAUUAAGUUCGUUCACAAGGAUUGAAAAGUGA
Messenger RNA from Meloidogyne enterolobii, 475 nucleotides. The record is from the annotation of a GenBank genome assembly. Lineage: Eukaryota; Metazoa; Nematoda; Chromadorea; Rhabditida; Meloidogynidae.